Messenger RNA from Seriola aureovittata, 2618 nucleotides. RefSeq names its product tRNA methyltransferase 10B (gene trmt10b). Gene Ontology annotation, biological process: tRNA N1-guanine methylation. The transcript has 9 exons. Gene Ontology annotation, molecular function: tRNA binding. The coding region runs from base 70 to 1005 and encodes 311 amino acids. The record is from RefSeq and is a predicted model, not a curated record. NCBI's taxonomy places the organism in Eukaryota, Metazoa, Chordata, Actinopteri, Carangiformes, Carangidae. Gene Ontology annotation, cellular component: nucleoplasm; nucleus.
UGUUCGCAACCUGGAAGCGACUCCUGUCUCUGCUCAGUCAGAGGAUACAGAGGAGAGCAGCAGACUGAAAUGGCACAUAUUCCCUCUGAAGUGUGUGACAUGCAGAUGAUUGGAGUCUCAGAGGGGAUGGAUCUGCUUCACAUAGAUGUGGAGAAUGAUGAGGUGGAAGACAAGCCUGGGAGAGAAGAUGCACUGUGUUCUAGGAAUGUGUUGAGGAAGCAGCGAAACUGGGAGAGGCAGCUCGCUGCAAAGAAGAGCAAAAGGAAAGAAGAGAAGCAGAGGAGGAAACUGAACCGUGAGCAGGAGUCAGGUGCCAGUGCUGACUGUCCUCAGUUUACCAAACGGGUCAUGAAGGCGAUCACAAAAGAGCGUUUAGCUGAGGCCCAGACAACAGGGUCCAAACUCUGUGUUGAUCUCAGUAUGACUGACUGCAUGUCUGACAAGGAGAUAAGCCGGCUGGCUGGUCAGUUAAGAAGGCUGUACGGGUCGAACAAGAAGGCAGCUCGACCGUUCCACCUGUUCCUGACAGACCUGAGAGAGGACAGCCGUCUCUACAGAGAGUGCAUACGGAUGAACGACGGCUUCCUCAACUACAUGAUGGACAUAACAGAAGAAAGCUGUCUGGACCUCUUUCCUACAGAAACUAUCAUCUACCUCUCUCCAGAUGCUGAAGAAGCUUUGGAAACAGUGGAUGCUGACAAGGUGUACGUCCUCGGUGGCCUCGUGGAUGAAAGCAUCCAGAAGAAGUUGAGCUUCUCGCGGGCUGGAGAACUGAGCGUCCGCACGGCGAGGCUGCCCAUAGACGAGUUCAUGGUGAAGAAAAACAACGCCAAGAAUUUCCACUCAAAGAUCCUGGCAGUUAAUCAAGUGUUCGACAUCUUGUUGACUUUCUGUGACACGGGCAGCUGGUCAGACGCCCUGCAGGCAUGGUUUCCCCUGGGGAAGGGUUACGUUGUUGCACCAGAUGAUUCCUCGCCACUUCCUGUAACACAGACUUUGGAUUAAUGGCGUCGUUUUCAUUUCAGAAGCUGAUGUGGACGGACACUAAGAGAGAAAGACUAUACGUGUUAAUUACCUAAGGGGAGCUGACAUAAUGUUGCCUGUUUAGGAAAGACAGCAAACUGUUGUUCAACAUAUCUGGUCAUUUUUACACUGAAACCAAAUAAUGUCAUAUCUUGGGAGAUGAUUAUUAGUUCUCAUCUGACUUCAGGGUCAAAACCGAGAAGCAUUUGUGACAUUUUCUCAAGAGUAAUUUUUAUGCAGUUCAGCAGCAGUGAACAAGAUCAUUUUUACUUUAUUAUAGUAAACAAAUCCCUGAGGUUUGUCCUCAUAAAUUGACCAGGAAUGGAUCGUUUUCUGUGAGCGUUCCUGCAGAGAAUAUUAAUCUAAUCAGUUCUUGUACAUAAAAUCCUAAUAUAAAUAUACCGUAGUUUUGUGUGUUCAGCAUGAUUGAUUACAGAGAAAAUAUUUUGCAACAGAAGCUGAGAAAAUAAAUGCAGCAACUCUGCUACCAGGUGCAAUUUAGCAAUGAAAUGGUUUAAAAGAGCGAGGAUGUGUUGGAGGAUAACCUUCCUUCAGGUCAUGCCUGCAUUUUUAGAGAUUCUUCAAAUAGCUGGUAUAUUUGUUAUCCACCAUCUUUUCAAAGGUUUUGUUUCUUGUUUGAAAACAAUCUGAUCUUUUCUAGACCGAUUCAUCUUCUGGCUCCUAAAUGACUGUUGGCAGAGAAACCAGAGAUGAACAUCGACUGCAGUGUUUCCUGCAUUUUCUGGUCCAACUAGCUUGAUCGAGUCUUUCUGUAUAUUUGUAUUGCUUGAAAAUCUUUAUUAAUAAUCUUAAAAUGAAUCUCUCAAAAUCCCUGAAUCACCCGAGUGUCACCAUUGAUGUUUUUUUUUAAAUCAUCCUUUGUCCUGUACUGGUGUAUUCAGCAGACUAGAUUGCUGCAGUGUUUUUUUUAUUUUCACCUACUGGUUCUCAGGCUUCUCCAAUGAUAAAUAUCAAAACACACUUUAAGAUUUUGAUCUUGCUCCAUGAUGCUGUUUUUCCAGCCUGGUCCUGAAUCAUGAUCUCCUUGGAGAAUCGUAACAGAUUUCUCAGGACAACUAUCUCCUUCAAAAUCCUAGAUUUCAAUCAAAUUGUAGAAACAGAGCCUUCGGUAUUCAUGCAUGUGAAGCGUGAAACAACCUGUCUGCUGUUUGAGGUUUGUGUGUGUGUGUGUGUGUGUGUGUGUUUAUAUGUAGUUGUCUGGAUGCAGGUUUAACUUGUCUCAUCACACGUUUGAGAUAUUUUUGGAUGGCAUUGUGUUAAACAAACAUGAAUGUCUCUUGUAGGUUGCAACCAUUCCCUCCUUUUAUGGGAAGUUUUUUACUGUUUAUCACCAUUCUAAUAAUAACUAAAAUAACUAAGAUAAUAACUAAAAUAACUUAGAUAAGAAGACAGGAAAAGAAAUCUACUUCCCUUCCACAUGGCAGCUCUGAUACUCCCUGACAUUAUUUCUUAAGAGUUACAGAUAUUUUUGUGGGAAAAAUGUUAAAUGAAAUGUAACGGAAACCCUUUUGUUAAAUGACAGAGCACAUGAAUCAAUGACAAGAUGAAUAAACAGCAUAUCUGCAGAAGAAAAA